Molecule: messenger RNA, 2038 nt
Organism: Theobroma cacao (cacao)
Lineage: Eukaryota; Viridiplantae; Streptophyta; Magnoliopsida; Malvales; Malvaceae
Product: putative folate-biopterin transporter 2
Source: RefSeq, a predicted model, not a curated record
GGUUUGGUCAAAUCUGGUGUGGAGAACCUUCUUCCAUCUAGGAACUACCUCCUUUCUGAUCUAGCUGAGACGUUUAGAUCAUAUGGUUUUUUUCCUCUUUACAUAGAUAUAUAUUGAGUUAAGAUACAAAUGAAAGGGUGUACGGGAGUUCAAGUAAAGAAACCAUAACCCCAUUUCCAAAUUUUUAAGUUUUCCCUGUGAGUUUCAGGAAUCUUCAAGCAACCCAUUUUAGGGAACUUUUUGAUUUGUCAGCUUCUUUUUUCUUCAUAUCAAAUUUCGGAAGGGUCAUCCUUGCUCUAGGAAUCUCAAGUUUUCCUGGUGUUGCAGUUGAUGGAAUAUUCAUGACCAAACUGAGUUGACCAGGGUCAUUUUUUAUUUUUUUUGUGAGCUAUGGUGGAAGAAGAGGAUACAGAAGCCUGCAGCAAGAAGGCUUUGGAGGAUGAUUAUGAACCCAAAGGACUGUGUUACUGUUUUUGGGGUCCAAUGUAUUGGUUUAAGAUGCUGGCGGUGGAAAUGCAUUGGAGUUUCGUAUUUGGAGUCGUAUCUGUUUAUGGGAUAAACCAGGGAUUUGGUGGGGCGCUUGCUCGCAUCGGCACAGAGUAUUACAUGAAGGAUGUUCAAAAGGUGCAGCCCUCUGAGGCUCAGGUUUACGCAGGGAUUACUUCCAUUCCUUGGAUGAUCAAGCCUAUCUGGGGCCUUCUCACUGAUGUUCUUCCAAUAAUGGGUUAUCGAAGACGACCUUACUUCAUUUUAUCAGGUUUGCUUGGUGUGGUUUCAAUGCUUUUAAUAUCAUUGCUCAGCAAGCUGCAUCUGGUUUUUGCCCUCUUGGCAUUAACAGCAGGAAAUACUGCGGUAGCUGUAGCAGAUGUGACUGUUGAUGCUUGUGUGGCACAGAACAGCAUUACUCAUCCUUCUCGUGCAGCUGACAUGCAAAGCUUGUGUGCUUCGAGCUACUCCGUUGGAGGACUGCUGGGAUUUUCUAUUAGUGGUGUAUUUGUACACCUAAUUGGCCCUAAGGGGGUGUUCGGAUUGCUGACUGUCCCCGCUGCACUUGUAUCUUUAGUUGGGAUUCUGCUUUCGGAGCCCCAAGUGUCUAACUUUGCCUACAGUGAGGUAAACCAGAAAUUCCUUGAUGCUGCCAAAGCUAUGUGGACAACAUUGAAAUGCCCUGAUGUUUGGAGGCCGUGUUUAUAUAUGUACUUAUCCUCUGCAGUGAGCUUGAAUAUAAAUGAGGGAUUGUUUUAUUGGUACACAGACUCGAAGGACGGCCCCUCUUUCUCUAAGGAGACUGUAGGUUACAUUUUCUCAAUGGGUGCAAUUGGUGCCCUCUUGGGGGCAAUACUCUACCAAAACCUGUUGAAGGAUCAUCAUUUGCGAGACAUGCUCUUCUGGACUCAGUUGCUGUUUGGUUUAGGAGGGAUGCUGGAUUUGAUGUUGGUGCAGCGGAUGAACUUGAAAUUCGGCAUACCAGAUUAUAUAUUUGUUGUGAUCGGUGAAGCUGUUUCUCAAAUGAUUUCACGACUCAAAUGGAUGCCCCUCCUCGUACUCAGUUCCAAGCUUUGCCCUGUAGGUAUCGAGGGCACUUUCUUUGCUUUGCUCAUGUCGAUCGAUAACAUUGGAGGUCUUACAUCUACAUGGGGAGGAGGCUUGCUGCUUCACCUGUUGAAUGUUACUCGGACAAAAUUUGAUUAUCUCUGGCUGGCCAUAUUGAUCCGAAACGUAUUGAGAGUUUCUCCACUUUGUCUGCUGUUUCUAGUACCCAGAGGUGAUCCCAACUCAUUCGUACUUCCGACCGAACUGCUCAGCAGCAAAGAAGAGACUGAAACUCAAGAACCCGACAACAUGGAAUUGGUGUCUCUGGUUAACAGCGUCGAUGGAAGAUAGCCUAUUCAUACAAAAACCAUUCAAACCCAAACUUGAAAUGACAUAGUUGAGCUUGAUGCACGCGAGAAAUCCCAUCAGGUAUAGCAGGUUAAGAUUUGCCGCUUUCCAAGGUUUUUUCAUCAAAUCCAACGUGCCAACUGCGUCCUUGUAACAA